AUGGAUUCCGACGAUGAAAAUUUUCAGCGCUUGGUCGAUGAGGAGUUCGAAGAACUCGUUGCAGCGGUGCAAGAUGAAGCCGACGAGGAGGAGACGGCUUUGGCGGCGGCGGCGGCCAUCCCUCGGUCGAGAUACCGUCGUCGGUAUAUCAACCGUGACCAUGUCGGAGCCGACCAACGGUUGAUGGAAGACUACUUCGGCGAUAACCCCCGUUAUACAACGGAGAUUUUUCGUCGGCGAUUCAGAAUGUCGCAACGACUCUUCAUCCACAUUGCAGAUUGUUUGUCUCAGCGAUACAGGUGCUUCACCUUGCGGAGUGAUGCCACCGGUCGACCCGGAUUGUCGACAUAUCAGAAGUGCACGACCGCAAUUAGGCAGCUUGCCUAUGCCGGGCCUGCUGACAUGUUCGACGAAUAUCUACAGAUGGGCGAAACGACUGCCCUUAAGACGCUGAGACAGUUUUGCAAGGGUAUCAAAGAACUCUUCAAAAGGGAAUACCUACGGAAACCGACGGCCGAGGAAUGCCAGCGACUGAUAAAUAUGCACGGGACUGUGCAUCAUUUUCCGGGCAUGAUGGGCAGCAUCGAUUGCAUGCACUGGGAGUGGAGGAACUGCCCGGUGGCUUGGAAGGGGCAAUUCACUUCUGGUUUCAAAGGGCGACAUCCCACGAUGAUCCUUAAAGCCGUUGCUGACUACCGUUUGCGAAUCUGGCAUGCGUAUUUUGGUGUCACUGGGUCGAACAACGACAUCAAUGUUCUACAAUCAUCGCAUCUCUUCAAUGAUGAGUCCCGGGGUGAGGGUCCGCAAAUCAGCUUUGUGGCCAAUGGCACGCAGUACAACAGAGCAUACUAUUUGGCCGAUGGAAUAUACCCUCGCUGGCCCGUGUUUGUCAAGACGAUCCGACAACCAGUUGGGCCGAAGCAGACCUAUUUUGCAAAAAAACAAGAGUGUGCUAGGAAGGAUGUUGAGCGGGCUUUUGGAGUCCUCCAAUCGCGAUGGGCCAUUUUACGGUGUCCGGUUUGA
Messenger RNA from Salvia hispanica, 1023 nucleotides. Lineage: Eukaryota; Viridiplantae; Streptophyta; Magnoliopsida; Lamiales; Lamiaceae. The record is from RefSeq and is a predicted model, not a curated record.